Messenger RNA from Chrysemys picta bellii (western painted turtle), 1779 nucleotides. RefSeq names its product protein SCO1 homolog, mitochondrial (gene SCO1). Gene Ontology annotation, biological process: mitochondrial respiratory chain complex IV assembly; intracellular copper ion homeostasis. NCBI's taxonomy places the organism in Eukaryota, Metazoa, Chordata, Testudines, Emydidae. Gene Ontology annotation, cellular component: mitochondrial inner membrane. Gene Ontology annotation, molecular function: copper ion binding; copper chaperone activity. The record is from RefSeq and is a predicted model, not a curated record.
UUGGCGGUGACGCCGGAAGCUGCGGGGGGUUAGUUGGCGGUGACGCCGGUUGCAGGAUGGCGGCGGCCCGGCGGGUCUCCCUCGUUUGGGCGCUGGGAUUCCACGUUCCGGGACAUAGAGGCGGGUGGAGGCGACCGCUGCUCGCUGUCAGCCUUGCUCGCCGCUCAUCAUGCUGGGAUCUCCCGGGUUCCUUGGCGGUGACUCGCCACCUGGCUACUGCACCUCAGGGAGACAAAGCGAAGACGGGCCCCUCGAAGCCCGGGCCAGUUUCCUGGAAGUCCUUGGCACUCACAUUUGCGAUUGGUGGAGCUUUAUUGGCAGGGAUGAAAUACUUCAAGAAAAAAAAGGAUGAAAUGCUGGAGAAGGAGCAGAAGCGGGCUCUUGGGAAGCCAUUGCUGGGAGGCCCUUUCUCACUUGUGGAUCACCAGGGACAGCCCAAGACCAACAAGGACUUCCUGGGCCAGUGGGUGUUAAUCUACUUCGGCUUCACGCACUGCCCUGAUAUCUGUCCAGAGGAACUGGAGAAAAUGAUUCUAGCGGUGGAUGAAAUUGACAAGAUCCCAUCUCUGCCAAAUGUGACCCCACUCUUCAUUACCAUCGACCCAGAGAGGGACACUGGAGAAGCCGUUGCCAGAUACGUUAAAGAGUUUUCUCCCAAACUGAUUGGACUGACUGGUACCAAAGAGCAGAUUGAGCAGGUGUCCAGAGCCUAUCGUGUGUAUUACAGCUCCGGCCCCAAGGAUGAAGACAAUGACUACAUAGUGGAUCACACAAUUAUCAUGUACCUCAUUGGGCCAGAUGGAGGCUUUGUGGACUACUAUGGCCAGAACAAGAAGAAUUCUGAGAUUGCCACUUCUAUUGCUGCACACAUGAGACAGUAUAAGCCCAGCUAAAAUACAAGAUCUGCAAAGAACGGUGCAAAGUCAAACUGUAAGGCAGGCUCCAAUAGGACUGACAUGUCUUUGCUUUCAACUGCACUGAACUUAUAAGACUGUGUCCUUAUUUCACAUAUUUCCUCUCCAUAUAAGAAAGGUACAUUGUGUUUAUUUCUGUGAAAUGUAGCUGCUUAUCAGAAAUUUGUACAUAACCUUUCCCAUUGGGUGUAUUUGGCAGCAAUAACCAUACUGCAGAAUAAGGAACUCGUUUGAGACGCUUAUGGAACAUGGGAGCAAAGAAUUUAAAAUUUUUACAAAACUAUUUUUGUUGGUGAAGGUACCUCUACAUCAGUUAUGCGCUCACUUUUGGGAAGAGAUAAGUGAGAACUACUCUCUGCAGGAAAGGCUGUUCUCUGAUGUGAGUUGCGGAGACUUUGGCAUCCCAAAGGGCUCUCUCUCCCCCCCACCCCUUUCCUGCAGUGCCUUUCGCUCUUGUACAGACACGUGUAAUGUUCUGUCUACAGUAAUGAGCCUUAAUAGCACUCCUACCCUGUGGCUUACUGGAGAGCACUCAAGGCACAUCCUCUUCCACUUGUGGGAUGAGCCCUGUACAAUGACUGAGUAUCUUUGGGCUCAAGCCCAGGGAUGCAGCAUCACUUCCAGGCAAGGUUUCCAAUGUCCUAAUGUAGAAUGGUGUUACUCUUACUAGUAAUGAAAUAGGUUAUGAGUUGGGGAUGGACUUUCUUCUGGUGUAACCAGCCGCCUGCAGCUUUUUAGUCUGACAGUUAUGAAGCACUGAAUAAUGGAGUGGAGGAAUGAUCAGCGAUUGGUAUAUGUGCCCAAGGCUAUUGAUCAGGUAAAAUGUGUGCAAUGCUCUGAUUGUAAAAUAAAGGAAUGACUCUUA